Atta colombica is the source of this 4100-nucleotide messenger RNA. RefSeq names its product Fanconi anemia group I protein (gene FANCI). NCBI's taxonomy places the organism in Eukaryota, Metazoa, Arthropoda, Insecta, Hymenoptera, Formicidae. Gene Ontology annotation, molecular function: DNA polymerase binding. The transcript has 21 exons. The coding region runs from base 1 to 4032 and encodes 1343 amino acids. Gene Ontology annotation, biological process: DNA repair. The record is from RefSeq and is a predicted model, not a curated record.
AUGAGUGAAAAACUAAAUAAUUUGAUUACCCAAAAAGAUCAAGCACAGCUGCAAGAAUUCGUGCGGGAAACCUCAACUGAGGAGCUCACGAAGAUAAUAUCGAACGAAAUUUGCAAUGCAGACAUUUCCAAAAUACUGGAUGAGAUCCUGCAGGUGUGUUCUGAGUCGGAGAAUUUGUUUGCCAAGAGAAUAAAAUUAGUGGAGUCUGCUCUGAAAGCUUUAGGCAAAGCCAAAGUUACAAUUAAUCAUGCGAACGAGAUUGUGAAUCGAAUAGUGUUGGACUUUCCCAAAUAUCCAAAACUACAUCUGAUCAAAUUGGUUGACUUCUGUCUUGCUAGUAUUCGCAACAAUGAUGAUGAAUUUAGGAGUUGGAAAGACUUAUUACCUGUUUUGCUGGAAGUGUUGGAGGAAGAAAAAUAUAUUACUUAUAUGAAUGGUGAAGUUACUGGUUCCAAAUACAAGUCUAUUAUCAUUAAUAAUCUAUGCAACAGUGAAUGGGACACACAGAUAAUGCCAUCGUUGGCGAGAAUGUUUAGAGAUAUAUCUUUGGAAAAGGAGGAUCAUGCUAUGGUAAUUACAGUAUUCUGUACAAAACUACAAGAUAUACCACUUGAUGAAGUACCUCCUUUUGUGCAUCAGUCACUGAGAUUAUGUACUCGUCAGGAUAAUAAAUAUCUCUUAGAAGCCUUACGGAAGUAUUUCACACUACGCUUCUUGCAAACUGAAAGUACUGACACUUUUGAAUCUAUAGAUGUAGUAAAUCCCAAGGAAGUUCGAGACGUUGAAAGUACAGUAUUAUACCAUAUAUCUCAAUCAGCUGAAUUGAAUCACCAACAUAUAAGAGAUUACAUUAAGUAUUUUAAAAGUAUAUCGCACAUUCCUGAAGCUAUAUUAGAACCUUUUAUGCUUUCUGUACUGCUCACAGUUGCUUCUAUUGAUGAAAAUCAGAUUUUGGAAAUGCUGCGAGCGAUUAUUAGUAAACGAAACGAAAAUGACAUUAAACAGAAACAUAGUGCAUGGUUGAGAAAAUUAAUUCCCGAUUCUUGUAAUGUAAUGAAUGUGAUGGGAAACGUUAUCGAGGCGAGUAACAGGGAUCGUCACUUAGUAUUGAAAGGACUCGUAGAUCUCGCAUUUGUUCUUAUGGCUGUAGAGAAUAAAACAAAAACGAAUGUGCAUCCUUUAUGGCAAAUUGGUACAAAGAUACUUCAAAAAAUCAUGAGAAAGCAUCAUGAAACAGUUGCAACUAUAUUUCAAAUGUUGAUUGAUAAGAUAGUCGCGAGUAAAUCAUCUAUUUCUCAAUAUACUGAUUGUUUAGCAUAUAUGUGCCAUAAAUUAACGGUUCUAGUGUUAAACCAUCAAGAAUCUAUAAUAAUGCUUUUUGAUCAGAUCUCGUCUGUACCCGGAGAGAUUGCCAUUUUUAUUGUUUCUGCAAUAUUUCCAUUGGUACAAGUUUCAGUCAGUAUAAGAGAGCAUUUGGUCUUGACUUUGAGACAGGCUCUCUACAGAAAGGGUACUUUUAAUCGACAAAUGGCAGUCAGUGGGAUUUUGGAAAUGUUGAGGAAUGUGAAAAUACACUCUAUGAGCGGCCUCGCGAUGAGUUCGAGUCAGUACGCCAAUUCAUCGUCGACUGGCACAAGUUCCACAUCCAUUUUGACUCAGGUGACGUUAGAGAGAGGUACUCAAGCAAGAGGACUUACCUCAAGAUAUAAUAGAACUUUAUGUUACGAUAUUUUGGGUAUUUUAAGAAGAUGUUUUACUCACGAGUGCGAAGUUCGAUUACACUUAUACAAUGGUUUAUAUGAAGCCGUAUUGAAAAAUAUCGAGAUCGCAGAAUACGUAUUAGAGAUGUUAUUACCACACUUUAAAACUUUUUUUGAGACGGAUGAGAACGUCAUGGUACCAGUUAAACUGGAAUUAUGUACAGCUGUACAAGGAGACCAAGUUAUACUGCAGGAACCUCUGGCAGAAUUGAUACUUGUACUGCAAAAGAUUUACAUCAAAUCGGCUCUAAUAAAAUCAUCUUUUGUUGAUGAAUUAGCUGUUAUCUUGGAAUCUCUAUGCAGGCGGAUGCCACGGCUCGAAACAGAACACCUAAGUCUUGAUGACAAGCUUGAUUUAAGCAAUACUAGCACCAAAGCUCAAGAAAAAUUGCAGAUUGUUCUGUUAACAAUUAAAAUUUAUGAGGCUCUCAUAUCUUUUAGAAUCAGCGCCUGGUCUGUAAACUGUACAGAUACCGCACAAAAUAUUAAAAAUCUGUUCAAAGGAUAUACGAAAUUAGUUGAAUUUACUAAGCACAUACCAAAGGUUAAAAAGGGAGAAGGAAAAAAUAAAAGGACACAAAAUGACCCAAAUAAUACUACUGUAAAGAAAGCUAGCCGAUCAAGUAGCAUAAAAUUACCACCCAGUAUCAUAGAUUUGUUUAUUGUACACAAAAGUUUGUCGCUCUUCUAUUUGAAAUCUGUUCCCUGGGCAUCUGAGGAUCAAGUUACCAUGUUAAUAGAUAACCAUGAUUUUUAUCAUUACAUUCUGCGAACAUUGUUGCAAAUUUUGCAAAAUAUUAAACUAUUAAUGGAGUACAAUUUGCGGAAACAUAAAGAACAGUAUAUGAAGACUUACUUUGAAAUUGGAAAAUUAUUAUACAAUCACGUUAUAUUGGAUUUAAACAAAUUUCUCGAUACAGAUGAACAAGGGACUAUAUUAGCAUUAGAAUGUUUUAAAGAAUUAUGUUGUUUAAUUUGCACCUAUUCCUCUUCCGAAUUGUCGCAGUUUCUUAAUGUUAUUAUUCCUAAGUCAAUGCAAGCAGAAAAUCUUAACUCACAAUUGGAAAACAUAAUUGCUGCUGUACGUACGAGUUUCAGGACAUUCUUUACCGAGGAAGAGAAACAUGAGGAGAACUCUAAACAGAUACUUGGCAUAUUAUUGGAUAUUAUAUACCAACUGACGCAACAGAUAAAUUUUUGUCAAACAAAUGGCGAUGAAGUAUUCGAAUCGAUGAUGAAAUUCACACAAUUGGAAGAUAUGAAUCCUCAAGCUUCUUUAACUAUUUUCCAAAUUCUGUUUUUGAUAGAAGAGCGUCAUAAGGAAUAUGGGGAAUUGUUAAUCGAUAUCUCUCUCGCAUUAUGUGAGAAAAUAGGUACCGUCGACAAGACUGAGAUGCCGGAAAAUAAUAAAUUCAAAAUUAUCCACGAAGAAACGGCAGACAAACUUUAUAAUUUAAUAAAUAACUCAAUAAAAGAGAAAUUGGAUAAUGUAUCUUGGUUGUUAGUGCGUCUUAAAGCCGAGCAAAAUAUUGUUUGUCCGCCUGGCACAGAUCUCGAAGAAUAUCAGGAAAAAGUGCGAACACAAGAACGCAGUUUGUGCAGACAGUUGUCGCACAUUAUACAAAUACUUUAUACAAUAGCUAACGUUGCAGUUAAACCAGGAUCAUCUACGGAUAUUAUGUUCAAAAAUUUACAAAUCGUGUACAACUUACUUAGUAAUCUUACAAAAUAUUUCUAUGGAAAAUCCAGUAAACAAAAUGCAGCAUUUCAAUCAGUGAAAUUUAUUCAAGUGAUUCAAUCAGCUGGGAAACCAUUAAAAUCUGGAUUUUAUAAUUUAAUAACUUAUAUUGAGGGAAAUCAAAAUGCAAAAACAUCAAAAGCUGAUUCACACUUGCAAAGAAAUAAGAUUUUGAAAGAAACCCGAAUUAUUCCUCGUGUGAUAUGUGAAAUAGAACAAUUUCAUAAGGAGAUUUUAUCGCUUGAUAAGAAGACCGGUGUUCCACUUGAGAUUUACAUAAAGCACAGCAUAACACGCGAUUUCCGUAUAAAAAGCACACAAUUAGCAGAAGCACUGGACAAGCUGAAUAUAAGUAUGCUGGAUACACAGAAUUCUCGUCGCAAUAACGACACAUCUAAUGCAGAUAUAAAUAACGUGUCUAUUGAAUCAUCUACUGAAACACCAUCUUCAAAACGAUCUAGACAAAAUGACACGUCCUCAAAAUCACCGGAAUUUCCACUUUCAAAACGCUCAAGAAGAUCGUCAGAAUCUUAAAACUAAGUGCCUUAUCUUAAAAUUAAUAAUAUUUUUCUUUCAUUUAGAUAUAAAGUUUAAUUCUGCAC